CAUUACAAAUGGCGGACGUUGAUACCGCAACCCUCACGAAUUGGAACGUGAGUGAGUUGUAUGGCCGUUUUCGUUCUCUACCGUGCUCUUUUGAGGCUUUGCGCCAGUUUCACGGUUAAUAACAGAAUUCUAUUUCUUAUAUAUGCAUUUAUGUGAUGGGCAAUCGUAUAGCAGCGUUCCUGCUUCGCCCUAUCAGGGACUUUAAUGUAGAAAAUCGAGCGCACAGAAUAAUAUCGUCGGAGAAACCGAAGGCGGCUCCAAGACAUCCUACAGAGGCGAAGUUUGCAGCAAAAGCAGCAAGUGUGCCCGAGAUUUUAGGUGAAAAACCUGAUCACCUCGAACGACUAAAGGGCGUUAAGGUCGUUUCCUCAGAUGUGCAGCCUGAGGAGACCCAGGGCACGGUCCCACCGGCAGGCAAAUCAACAAGGCCCCUUCCGCACAUCUCCAAGUCCCCGCCACAACCAGAAUUCGGGUAUCAUGAACCAGCAGUUACUCCAAGUGGCAGAAUAACGCUACGACACGCAACACAAAUGAUUUCUGAUGCUGCGAUGGAUCCACAAAAAUGGUCUGCAGAGGCGCUGGCAAUGCAGUUCUCCCUGAAGAAGCAGGAUGUUGAAGAUAUACUGAAAUACUUCAGGGUCUACAAGGUGCAUGUACCAAAAGUGGAUCUACCUCUGUUAGGCAAACAGAUAUUGGGAAUAACUAGCAUGAGACAGAUGGUAAGUGCUGGAAAGAGUAACGAAACGCGUACAAACGAAAGUGCAUCACCUGCCGACUCAACAUCUGAGAAAACCAAGGAGAAGGGAUGAGUACUGUUCGCUACUAGUAGAAAUAUAGUGAUAAUUAAAAUUGUAAUUAAUUGUAAAA
Ornithodoros turicata is the source of this 867-nucleotide messenger RNA. Its product is annotated as protein NDUFAF4 homolog. Gene Ontology annotation, biological process: mitochondrial respiratory chain complex I assembly. The coding region runs from base 156 to 809 and encodes 217 amino acids. Lineage: Eukaryota; Metazoa; Arthropoda; Arachnida; Ixodida; Argasidae. The record is from RefSeq and is a predicted model, not a curated record. The transcript has 2 exons. Gene Ontology annotation, cellular component: mitochondrion.